This is a messenger RNA of Musa acuminata subsp. malaccensis (wild Malaysian banana), 3381 nucleotides long. Its product is annotated as disease resistance protein RGA2-like. The record is from RefSeq and is a predicted model, not a curated record. Gene Ontology annotation, biological process: defense response to other organism. Lineage: Eukaryota; Viridiplantae; Streptophyta; Magnoliopsida; Zingiberales; Musaceae. Gene Ontology annotation, molecular function: ADP binding; protein binding.
UCGAACAUUUAUUUGCGUCCGGUAGCCUCAGGAGACAACAAGCUUUUAGCUUUGAGCUUUGCGGUGUCCUCGCAGUCUUUGUUCGACGAUGGUAGCCGGGAUCGCAGUGGCCUCGCUCGUCGCCUCUCCAUUCAUCGGCGUAGUGGUUAACAAGCUGGGCGCUGAGCUCUUCGAGGAAUGGGGGCUAUGCAGAAGCGUCCAAGCCGACGCGAGGAGGCUGCAGAGCGUGCUGGAGACAAUCCUGAACGUGCUCGACGACGCCGAGCAGCAACCCAUCACCAACAAAGCCUUGCGAGGCUGGCUGACCAAGCUCAAGGACGCCGCCCUCGAUGCCGAUGAUGUGGUGGACGACCUGCUGACCGAAGCGCUCCGGCGGAGGGCGCAAGACCGGAGUCGCAUCUGUCGAACGGUACGCGAUUUCCUUUCUUCUAAAAAUCCGAUGCUGCUUCGACACAAGAUGGUUCACAGGAUAAAGGAUGCAAGGGCGAGGUUGGAUGAAAUCGCAGAUGAGAGGAAUAGAUUCAACUUGAACGAGGGAUCUGUGUCUCACGGGGCAAAUGAAAGGGAAACUUGUUCUGCUGUUGUCGAAUCUGAGGUAUACGGAAGAGACAAUGAUAAAGAGAAGGUAAUAAACUUUCUGCUUGAAGUCGACAAUGAGAAGGACUUAUCGAUUCUUCCCAUAGUCGGACUAGGGGGAAUUGGAAAGACGACGCUUGCGCAGUUAGUGUACAAUGAUGAGAGGGUAAUGGCACAAUUUGAUGGUAGAUUUUGGGUUUAUGUAUCUGAAAAUUUUAGUAUCAUCGAAAUUAUAAGGUCUAUUGUCAGAUCUCCAAGAAAUUACAGUGAUUUGCAAGCCUUAAAGCUUCAACUUCAAGCAUUACUGAGUUGGAAGAGGUACUUACUUGUGCUAGAUGAUGUGUGGAAUGAGAACGAAAUGAUUUGGGAAGAUCUGAAGGUUUUGCUUAGAUGUGGUAAGCAAGGAAGCAAAAUAAUUACCACAACACGAAGUGAAACAGUUGCCAGAAUCAUGGGGACAGUCACGCUGCACAAAAUGCCAAUGUUAUCUUUUGAACAUUGCUGGCUCUUGUUCGAGCAGAGGGCAUUUAGGUUGGUUAGGGAAGAAGAGAAACCUAGAUUCGUGGAAAUAGGAAAGCAGAUCGUUGAAAAGUGUGGGGGAUUGCCUCUAGCAGCAAAGACUAUUGGAAGUCUGAUGGGAAGCAAGAAAAAGGAAGUCGACCAGUGGUUAGCUAUCAGUGAAAGUGAAUUGUGGAGAUUGCCCGAAGAUGAAAAUGGAGUAUUACCUGCUCUAAUGUUGAGUUACAAUCAUUUACCAUCUUAUUUGAAAUCAUGCUUCGCUUAUUGUUCAAUAUUUCCAAAAGACUAUGAAAUUGAGAGAAAGAAUUUAAUUCAAUUAUGGAAUGCUGAAUGAUUCAUUGAAAAAAAUGAUUGUUCGAUGCUUGCUGAAGCAGUUGGUAACCAAUACUUCAAUGAUUUGGUUUGGAGAUCCCUUUUUGAGGUGACAGAGAAGGAUGAGUACGACAACAUAGUUAAGUGUAAGAUGCAUGAUUUAGUGCAUGAUCUUGCAUGUAGUGUUACAAAAGUUGAGUCUUCAGUCAUUGAAGUGGGUAAGAAAAGUAUUGUCCCCAACAGUAGUCACUACUCAUUAUUAGUCUAUGAUUAUCGGAAGAAGCUACCAAUGGCUUCUGAGCUUACAUAUCAAAUGAAAAAAUUAAGAUCAUUCAUAUUAUUAAGAAAACAGUGGUUUGCUUAUGUAGAUGAUAAGAACUGUAUGGACUUUGUCUCAUAUAUGAUAUCAACUCAACCUAAUCUACGGGCACUAGGUCUUGGUGGGAGUAAAAUUCAAGUAUGGCCUGGUAGAAUAAGCAAAUUAAAACAUCUGAGGUACCUUGACCUGUCAAGUACCAGAAUUAAAAUAUUACCUAACCACAUUGUUAGGCUUUACAACUUGCAGACAUUGAACCUGCAAGAUUGCUACCAUCUUCAGAAGCUUCCUGCAAGCAUGAGGCACAUGAUUAACCUCCGACAUCUUGACAUCUCAGGAUGCAGCAGCUUGAUUCACAUGCCGCUUGGUAUGGGACAAUUGAGCAACCUGCAAACUCUGCCAAUGUUCAUUGUUGGCAUGGAGGAUGGGCGUAGGAUCAAUGAGCUUGACCAACUAAACUUGAUAAGAGGCCGGCUCAAGAUCAAGAAUCUCAAUAAUGUGAAUGAUCCAAUGGAAGCUCUGAAAGCAAACUUAUUCACAAAGACGAGCUUGCAAUCUUUGAAGUUGAGUUGGAUGGUAAAAUUUAAUGGGAGAGCGGCAUCCUUAUCGGCAGAUGAUGUACUUGAGAAACUUAAGCCUUGUUCUAAUCUAAGAGUGUUGACUAUGAAAACUUUUCCAGGAAUCAGCUUCCCAGGUUGGUUGACGAAUCACACAGAACCAUCGUCCUCCUUUUUUCCUUAUCUGGUGAAAAUCAAGUUGGAAGAUUUUGAAAAAUGUGAAUGCCUUCCACCACUUGGAUUAUUGCCAUCUCUUAAGGAACUAAGCUUGAUUAAGCUUACUGGUGUGAAGAGAAUUGGCAUUGAGUUGUACGGAAAUGGCGGCACAUUCCCCUCCUUAGUUCAACUUGAGAUAUCUGAUAUGCCAGAUAUGGAGAAAUGGUCUACAAGUCCAACAAAUGAAACAACUGAUGCGAGGAUGCUAUUUCCUUGUCUUAAAAUGUUGACUGCAAGGGGCUGCCCAAAGUUGGAAGUAGAACCAUGCUUUCCACCUUCAGUUGAGUCAUUAGUUAUUGAGGAUUGCGAGAAUCUAUUAUCAGCGAGGAGCCUACAGGGAUUGUCCAAGCUACGGUCAUUGGACUUUGGUGGUUACGUAGCAUCGCCAUCUGCAUUUGAUGGACUGCAAAACCUUACUGUUCUAGAGCUGUUAAGAAUUGGGAGUUGUGAUGGACUGACUUGUAUGCCAGAGAGUUUGAUGCAGCAUCACAUCCCAUCUUUUCAAUCACUUAAACUGAUAAAUAACAGUAACUUGAAAUCUCUUGGUGAAGGAAGGGAUCAGCAGCCUCCUUCUCUCUUCACCUCCCUCUGCCAUCUGGAAAUAGAGGCAAGCCAUAGUUUGACUGCUUUGCCAGAGUGGAUUCAGUACCUGCCGUUGCAGAAUCUCAAAAUCAGGGGAUGUUCCCAGUUAGAGGGCCGUUGUCAGAGAGAGACAGGCGAGGAUUGGCAUAAGAUUGCACAUAUUCCUUGCAUUACCAUCGAAUCAACAUGAAUGCUACGCAGAUAGUUCAGAGAUCAGCCUGUUAUCUACGAUGACCACCACCACCAAGUUUAGAGUUGUUACUGGAAAGCUGCAUCCUGUCCAGCUAGCUUUAGUAUGCUUCU